Messenger RNA from Telopea speciosissima, 2756 nucleotides. RefSeq names its product flowering time control protein FY. The transcript has 19 exons. NCBI's taxonomy places the organism in Eukaryota, Viridiplantae, Streptophyta, Magnoliopsida, Proteales, Proteaceae. Bases 183 to 2411 code for a protein of 742 amino acids. Gene Ontology annotation, molecular function: protein binding. Gene Ontology annotation, cellular component: mRNA cleavage and polyadenylation specificity factor complex. The record is from RefSeq and is a predicted model, not a curated record.
UUAGAUGAUUUUUAAAACCCUAAAACCCGGGCAAUUUUGUAUUAUCUCUUCGUUCCCGCUCGAGCUUUCCCAAUCUGCCAUGCUUUGUUCGUUUUCGUAGACAUUGUAAUCUUCGCUUCUAGAGAUUCAGAUCAUCGUAGGGGACUGGAGUCUUAGGGUUUCAUCCUCCUCUGCAAGGUAGGAUGAUGUACGGGGACCAGCAGCAGCACCAGCAGCAGCAGCAGCAGCAACAGCAGCCGCCGCCGCCGCAACCACAACCGCAACAGGGCGGCGAUUUUCUCAGGCCACUUCCCCCAAUGCGACAGCCCUCAGCUUCUUCAACGAAUAUCACAUCUGAUUAUCAAUACUCAUCGGGUUCUAUGCCCUAUGACUCUCAUGGGGACAGUUUUGCUGCCAAAAGAAUUAGAAAGCUUGUUCAGCGGAGAGCUGUUGAUUAUACUAGCACUGUUGUACGAUACACACAGACUCGCAUGUGGCAGCGGGACUCAAGGGACAGGACUGCAUUGCAACCUACACCAGCGGCAGCAAUUGAUAUGUUGCCAACUGUUGCCUAUGCAGAUAAUCCAUCUACAAGCUUUGCUGCAAAAUUUGUCCAUGCGUCAACAAAUAAAAAUAAAUGUCCAAUCAAUCAAGUCUUGUGGACUCCUUCAGGGAGACGUCUCAUCACUGGAUCACAAAGCGGUGAAUUUACACUUUGGAAUGGCCAGUCGUUUAAUUUUGAAAUGAUUCUUCAGGCUCAUGAUCAGGCAAUUAGGUCGAUGGUAUGGAGUCACAAUGAGAACUGGAUGGUCAGUGGAGAUGAUGGGGGCUCAAUAAAGUAUUGGCAAACUAACAUGAAUAAUGUGAAGGCUAAUAAAUCUGCUCAUAGAGAAUCAGUUCGUGACCUGAGCUUUUGUAGGACUGAUUUAAAAUUCUGUUCGUGUUCCGAUGAUACUACUGUUAAAGUUUGGGACUUUGCCCGAUGCCAAGAGGAGCGUUCUCUAUCUGGUCAUGGUUGGGAUGUUAAGAGUGUCGACUGGCACCCAACAAAGUCUUUACUAGUUUCAGGUGGCAAAGACAACCUUGUGAAACUUUGGGAUGCAAAAACAGGAAGAGAACUGUGUUCAUUUCAUGGUCACAAAAAUACUGUUCUUUGUGUCAAAUGGAAUCAGAACGGUAACUGGGUCCUAACUGCUUCAAAGGAUCAAAUUAUCAAGCUCUAUGACAUAAGAGCUAUGAAGGAACUUGAAUCUUUCCGUGGGCAUCGCAAGGAUGUGACUGCUUUGGCUUGGCAUCCGUUUCAUGAAGAAUAUUUUGUGAGUGGGAGUUAUGAUGGAUCCAUCUUUCAUUGGCUUGUCGGGCAUGAAACGCCCCAGGUUGAAAUACCCGGUGCACAUGAAAAUAGUGUCUGGGACCUUGCUUGGCAUCCCAUAGGCUAUAUCCUUUGCAGUGGUAGCAAUGAUCACACAACAAGGUUUUGGUGUAGAAAUAGACCAGGAGAUCCUCCCCGUGAUAAAUAUAACAUGGGAUAUGGCCAAGGUUAUGGUGAUCAAAACCCUGCUUUUGCUGGCCGAGCAGUUGGUAAUUUCGCAGUACCUGAAGGCCCAAGUACUCCAGGACCAUUUGCUGCUGGACUGCCUCGAAAUGAAGGAAAUAUUCCUGGGGUCGGGAUUGCAAUGCCAUUAUCCAUCCCAUCUCUUGACACAACUGAUCAAGGAGAGCAGAAGCAGCCUUUUCCAGUUUCUUUGCCUGCUGGGGCUCCUCCUCUCCCACCAGGUCCUCAUCCAUCACUUUUAGCCUCCAGUCAACAAGCAUAUCAACAAAUUCCUCAACAGAUUCCACCACAACUGCAACACCAAGGACUCCAACAGCAAAUGGGCUCAUUGCCACCACCACCACUAAAUUUAUCACAGCUGCAGCCUCCACUACAUCUGCCUCUGCUUCCCCAUCCUCAUUUACCUCGCCCUCCCUCAGGUCAGCCACCCCUUGGCAUGGGUUCUACGAUCCCAUCUUCAAUGCCUGGAUCUAUGCCCUUACCCUCAUCAAUGGGUGCAUCACUUCCACUGUCAAUGGCUGGUCCAAUGGGGAUGCAGGGUUCAGCUAAUCAGAUGGCCCCUCCAUUGCCACAAGGUCACAUUAUGGGUCUGAAUCCAAUGCAUUCUGGCUCCAUUCCUACCAAUGGUAUACCACCUCCAAUUGGUAGUUUUGCAAAUGGGAUGACAAAUAUUCAAGGUCCAUCCAAUGCCAGUGGGGCUCAAAUGUAUCCAAUGGGAGGUGCAUUCAACCGGAAUCAAGCUGGACAGUUGCCUAUGGUUCCAGGACUUAAUGCUUAUCAGUCUGGUAGUUCAACUGGCUUGGGGUUGCUGGGGCCAAACGUUGGUCUUCCCUCUGGUCUCCCUCCUCCACCCCCACAUGGUUCAACACCUCAAUAAGCUGUUUGUUUAUGAUCUGUACUAGUUCGUCGAGAAUCCUGUUGCAUCAUCAGAUUUUACAAUCUGCGAGAAGAAAGGAAAAAAAGGCACCACUUUCUUUAAUGUAUUCACAAAGGGAAAGAAGAAAGAAUAAGGAGCGAAUCUGCAAUUCAUGUUAUUCGGUUCACUUCUCUUUGGUGCGUAUGGGUGUCAGGAUUGUAUUUCACAUGGCUUCGGUUUAGAAGUGGGAAAUUUAGGUUGGGUUUCUUUCCCAUGAGUUUGGAGGCUUCUUGUAGAGCAUCUUGUCCAUAUUUACAAAUGAAAUGUUCUUUAGAAUAUUUUUAAUAUAAUUCUUAUUUUUCUCUA